AUGGACAGAGCGAAGACUCGCAAGCCUCAUAAGAAGUCGCGAAACGGCUGCUUACCGUGCAAAGGCCGACAUGUCAAAUGCGAUGAACAGAGGCCUAACUGCGCAAACUGCGUGAAGCAAGGCACGGCGUGCGAAUACCGACCUUCCACCAACCGCGAGAGUCGUGAGGCGUCCCACGUAUCGCCUUUGCCGGCUGGAACACCAGCUUUUACGCCGUCAUCUACGGAUGGUAAUGCCAACACUGUUGAUCAGCAACCAUUACCGGAGUUUGGAACUAUCGACCUUAAUGGCGCAUCCAGCCGGCCUGAUCUGACACUGAAUAUACCCCAACUACGGUUGCUCCACCACUAUACUACUGUCACCGCCAAAACCCUCGCAGCGCAUACUGAUGCUGAGGAUGUUUGCUCGAACUUUCUGAUACAGACAUCUUUCGAUCAUCCUUAUCUCCUUCAGGCAGCUCUUGCUCUCAGCGCGCUACAUCUAAGCCGAAUUUCAGCUCCAGAAGAGGCUCCGCAAUACUCGUACCAGGCCGAGAAGUACCAUGAAGCAGCUCUACUUAGUUUCCAAACAUCGGUUCGCGACAUCGACCAUUCGAACUUCAAAGCGGUCCUUCUAUUUGCCGGAGUCCUGUUCCCACACGCAUGUGUGGCUUCAGUUGCAGCUCACACAGAUAUGGAGCAUGCGUUCGAUAGUAUGCUUUCCAACCUGAUUCUGACCCGGAGGAUAAGGCCCAUGGUGUCUGGUUUUUACAUGGAAAUGAAGGCGAGUGAAUUGGGCCGCAUGAUUCCGGACGACGUAAAAGACAUUGAUUGGAUGACGGAAGAACAACCACCCAAUACUGAACUUGUCCAGCUGCGCAAGUUCUCGGAGGUCGUCCAUCAUGUCUAUCCCCCCGAUAUCGUCGACGCAUAUGGCUUUGCCUGCCAUAUCCUCGAGCUGGUAUUCCAGGUCGCGGAGAAAUCUGACAAGCCGCCUUCCGACGCGUUGCUGAAGAUUUGGAUUCAUCUCAUCUCCAACCGCUAUAUCGAGCUUCUAUCGGAGAAGCAGCCGGGAUCUCUGAUCAUCUUUGCACAUUAUGCUGUCAUGAUGCACAGAGCGGCAGCGAGCUACUGGUAUCUGGAAGGACUCGCAGAGCAGAUCCUCAUGAUUGCGGAUCACAUGGUUCCCAGCGAGUGGAAGCAGUGGCUCCAGUGGCCUAAGGAGCAGAUACGCGGUGCCUCUGUUCCACCGACACCAUAUUCUGGACAUACGACAUGA
Messenger RNA from Alternaria ventricosa, 1257 nucleotides. RefSeq lists its product as uncharacterized. Gene Ontology annotation, molecular function: zinc ion binding; DNA-binding transcription activator activity, RNA polymerase II-specific. The record is from RefSeq and is a predicted model, not a curated record. Gene Ontology annotation, biological process: regulation of transcription by RNA polymerase II. Bases 1 to 1257 code for a protein of 418 amino acids. NCBI's taxonomy places the organism in Eukaryota, Fungi, Ascomycota, Dothideomycetes, Pleosporales, Pleosporaceae. The transcript is spliced from 3 exons.